GUCUUAUGAGGAGCUGUGCCAACAGUUUGCGCCCCGGCUGCGCGGAUACAAAUGUGUAGCCGCGUAGGGCUCUAUUACAACAGCCGUAUAAGCAGGAAAGUCUGUUUUGCCCGGCCCACACCCCGAGCUGCGCGGCGCAGCGCAUGGACCGUGGCCGAAAUCGGGGCGGUCAAGCUUGUGCAAUCGAACUCCCCUGGCCCCCAGCCAUCAGCGAGGGCGGCCAAGCGGCAGGCGCAAAGCCCGGGCUGGACUCGGCACUUUAGCGCCUGCAGACCUGUUGCCCGGGAAGCGCUCCGCAGCAGCGAGCGGCGCCUGCAGCAGGCAGGGGAUCCAGCUCGGCUUUUUCGAGCGGCUUCCACGUGGCCCUUCAGUCGGGCCAGAGGGAGCCGCUCCCCAGCCGCACGGGACGGGACCGGUCAGCUGAGCGGCACCACCAUGGACCUCCGGCGCAGGGCGAUACGGCUCCUCGCCUGCAGCCGGGUCUGGGGCAAUGGCUGGCUGAGCGGGGCAGCCCCGCGCGGCGCCGGGAGCGCUCCCGCUGCCCGGCGCUGCUUCUGCGCCGGCCAGGCCGCCCCCGAGGGCGCGUACGAGCAGGCGUUCAAGGCUGCCGUGGCGGAGCCCGAGAAGUUGUGGGGAGAAGCCGCCGGGCGCAUCCAGUGGCACAAGCCCUGGGUGAAAGUCGUGGACAGGAGCAACCCGCUGGUCGCCUCCUGGUUUGUGGAUGGAGAGCUGAAUAUUUGUUAUAAUGCUGUAGAUCGUCAUGUUGAGAGUGGACAUGCAGACAAGAUUGCUAUUAUCUAUGAUAGUCCUGUGACAAACACUAAACAGGCUAUCACUUACAGAGAAGUUCUUGAACAGGUCUCCAAGUUAGCUGAUGUUAUGGUGAAAUACGGUGUGAAGAAAGGAGAUUGUGUUGUCAUCUACAUGCCCAUGAUUCCACAGACAGUAUAUACCAUGCUGGCAUGCGCAAGAAUAGGAGCCAUACACAGCCUCAUUUUUGGUGGAUUUGCAUCUAAAGAGCUUUCUAGUCGCAUUGAGCAUGCAAAGCCCAAACUUGUUGUAACUGCAACUUUUGGGAUAGAACCAGGAAGGAGAGUGGAAUACAUGCCGCUUCUAGAAAGAGCACUGGAGAUGAUACAGCACCAACCUCAGAAAGUUCUCAUAUACACUCGACCUCACUUGGGAACUGUUCCUCUAGUCUCAGGUCGUGACCUUGAUUGGGAUGAAGAAAUAGCAAAAGCCAAGCCUCAUGAUUGUGUUGCUGUUCGUUCAGAUCAUCCACUUUACAUUCUUUAUACAUCAGGAACGACUGGCUUGCCCAAGGGUGUUGUUAGACCAACAGGUGGCUAUGCGGUUAUGUUGAACUGGACAAUGUCCACUAUAUAUGGACUCAGACCUGGAGAGGUGUGGUGGGCAGCUUCUGACUUAGGCUGGGUAGUUGGCCAUUCCUACGUUUGUUAUGCACCUCUCCUGCAUGGGAAUACAACUGUUUUGUAUGAGGGGAAGCCUGUGGGAACGCCAGAUGCUGGUGCUUACUUCCGUGUGCUAGCAGAGCAUGGAGUGGCUGCCUUUUUUACUGCACCAACUGCAAUUAGAGCAAUCCGUCAGCAGGACCCUGAGGCAGAUUUGGGAAAGCAGUACUGUUUGACAAGGUUCAGAACAUUAUUUGUAGCUGGUGAACGCUGUGAUGUGGAGACAUUAGAAUGGUCCAAAAAAGUCUUCAAGGUCCCAGUGUUGGAUCACUGGUGGCAAACUGAAACUGGGUCUGCAAUUACUGCUUCCUGCAUUGGUUUGGGAAACUCAACAACUCCUCCACCAGGACAGGCAGGAAAACCAGUGCCAGGAUACAAUGUGAUGGUUCUGGAUGACAACAAGCAACCAGUGAAGGCCAAGACUUUAGGAAAUAUUGUGGUAAAGUUGCCUUUGCCUCCUGGAGCCUUCUCGGGUCUCUGGAAAAAUCAGGAAAUAUUCAAGGAGUUAUAUUUCCAAAAAUUUCAAGGAUACUAUGAUACCAUGGAUGCUGGGUACAUGGACGAAGAUGGCUACUUAUAUGUCAUGUCUCGAGUUGACGACGUGAUCAAUGUUGCAGGUCAUAGAAUUUCUGCAGGUGCAAUUGAGGAGUCUGUUCUUUCCCAUGGAGCUGUGGCUGAUUGUGCUGUUGUUGGCCAAGAGGAUGCCUUAAAAGGUCUUGUCCCAUUAGCGCUAUGUGUAUUAAGAAAUGGUAUAAAGAUAGAGGAGGAGAAAGUUUUGGAAGAAAUUGUUAAGUACGUUCGAGAAAGCAUUGGCCCAGUGGCAGCUUUCCGAAAGGCAGUAUUUGUGAAACAGAUACCAAAGACACGUUCCGGCAAAAUACCACGUUCUGCUCUUUCUGCUCUUGUCAAUGGCAAACCAUAUCAGAUAAUUCCAACCAUUGAGGAUCCCGAUGUGUUUAAACACGUAGAAGAAGAACUGAAGAAAAAAAAAAUAAUGUGAUUUUUGUCCAUCAUACAGUGUCUUUUAACAGUAAACUUCCAAAUGUCUGGAAUACAUGAAGAAAUUUUCUAUUUGGUAACGCAGUUAUAGAACAUAUUUUAGAUGUCUGAAAUAACCUGGCGCUAAUUUUAUUACUACAGAACUGUUGCUGCUUUCUCUGUCAUGUCAUCAUCAUCAUGGACAGCGAAACCUUCUGAGUUUUGGCAGUGUUUGUCAUUUGUAUUAUACUGGAGGUUUAGACAGAUAAGAAGUAGAUACUUACAGUAGAGAGUUUUAACAGAGCCCUGUAAAGAGGGUUCAUAAAUUCAUAGAGUUCAAGGCCAGAGGGGACCGUCAGAUCAUAUAGUCUGACUACCAUAUAACAUGGGUUCUUAAUUUUACCCAGUAACAAAGAUUGCAUUAGCACCUUUUUCCACAGCAUCGCACUGGGACCUUAUGUUGAUUUGCUCUACUAUGAACCCUAAAUCCUUUCCAGGAUACAGCCUCCCAUUCUGUAGGUAUGGCCCGUGUUCCUUGUUCUACUCCUGGUGGAAUUCUGUGCCAAAAAAAUUAAAAUUCUACGCACAAUAUUUUAAAAUUCUGCAAAAUUCUGCAUAUUUUAUUUGUCAAAAUAACACAAUAUAAUCACAACAGUUUCAAUUAUUUUUGGUCAUUUAUUUCAAAAUACCUGUCAGAAAGUAUGUCUGUAACAAUACCGACAACAAAAAAGGUUCAGGAAAUGUUUUAUGACAAAUAGAUUCCUUACUAGGCAUAUUAAUGCAGAACUCUCAGUAAUAAUUCAUUUAAACUACAAUACAGAACUAUAUUUCCCGUACCCCUCAGAAGCAGAGCAAAGGCUUGGGGGAGUCAGGGGUAACGGAGGAGCUGAGGGAGAGGGAGGUAAAUUGCUGGGAAGGAGGUUGGGUGUGAACUUGGAGGGCUGUUUGGUAUGGGUGAGUAAAGUAUGGAACAGGUAUUUUUGGGAGGGGGCAGGGAGGGAUUGUUAAGGAGCUUCCCCCAUGCAGACCCUGGCUUACUCCUAGCCUCUCCCAUUCAGUCAGGCACAUGGACCCCUGUCCCCAUGAGUCUCCCACCCUCACCCAACCACUCCCCAUCACUAUGUAGCUCUGCCCCACCUCCCCUUGUCGCCAUGUGGCUCUGCACCUCCCUCCCGCCAUGGCCCCGUGCCUCCACUCCCAUUCAGCCCCUGCCCCAGUUCUCCCCCUAGCCCUUAUGAGCCUCUGUCUGCCUCUCCCUGCAGCUUUGGUGGGCAAAUGGCAGAACUGCAGCAGGAUUUUGGCAGAAGCUUUUUCUGCGUGAAAAAUUAGAAAUCUGUGGGGCUCAUUAAAUAUGUGCGCACACAGUAGCACAGAAUUCCCCCAGAAGUACUUGUUUUUAGAUGUAUAACUUUGCAUUUGGCUGUAUUUGGAUGCAUUUUGUUUUUCAUAGUCCCCAGUUACCAAAUUAUCCAGAUUGCUCUGCAUGACUGGUGAAAUGGUAAAUAAUGAGGAGGACUGGGCAAUCUAUGUCAUCUACAAAUUGGAUCCCUAAUGAUUUUUAUAUUUACUUUCAGUUCACUGAUGAAAAUGUUGAAUUGCAUCAGGCGUCAUACCAAUCCCAGUGGAUUCCCACAAGAAAUAUCUCCAUUCGAUGCUUAUUCCCCAUUGGCAAUUACUUUUUGACAGACAUCUUUUAGCCAGUUCUUAAUUCAUUUCGCUGUGCUUUAUUGAUAAUCGUAUACUGCUAAUUCUUUUAAUCAGAAUGUUGCGUGAUACUUUGUCAAAAUCACUUACAAAUAUGUAUAUUACAUUUGUGCUGUUACGUUUGUCAACCAAACUUGUAAGCUUUUCAAAAUGAAAUCAGGUUUGUUUGACAAGACCUAAUUUCAUAAACCAUGUUGCCUAACAUUAAUUACAUUCCUAUCCUUCAAUUCUUUAUCUGUUGAAUCCUGUGGCAGCUUUUCCUUUAGUUCACCCAGCAUUGAUUUCUGGCUAACUGGCCUAUAUUUACCCAAGUCAUCUCACUUGUCCUUUUUGAAUAUUGGCACGUUUCUUCACUCUUCUGGAAGUUUUUUGAAAGUUAUCCAGGCCUACUGAAUUGAAAAUGUUAAUCACUAGUAGAUGUUGCUUAACAUCCUCUUGGUUACUAAUGGACUGGACAAUAUAAGCGUAUAAUCUUGCUUCAAUUCAAAUAUAAAAUGCAGAUAUUUAUUGAAAACUUCUGCCUUUUCUUCAGCGGUAUUAACAAUUUUACCAUCUCUGCCUAGUAAUGGGCCUAUACCAUUGCUAGGAUUUCUUUUAUUCCUAAUGUACUUUAAAAAUUCCUUCUUAUUGUCCUUAGCCCUAGCAGCCAUGGAUUUCCCCUGAUGUGUUUAGCUUCCCUUAUCCAUUUUCUACACUUCACACAUUCUUAUUUAUAUCAAUUGCUAUUCCUUCCCUUUUUCCAUUUGCUGAUUUUUUUAUUCCUAAUUGCUGCCUUCACUUUGCCACUGAACUAGGAUGAGCUUUUAGCCAAAGUUUUUAUCUUCCUUUAUUGUGGACUUAUGGCUUUUUGGACAUUGUCUUGGUGGUGGAGCAUGCUAAUUUGCCUGAUGCUUUUCAUGUGUAUCUUUACUUUAAAGUAAUGUCACAAAUAGAGGGAAAAGAAGGAAGGAAAGACAAAGACUAAAUUAGGACUGGAUAUCUUUCUAAAAUAUAUCUCUAGCUCAUACAAAAAUUAUGGGCUUGAUGCAGAAAUUACUGGGUGAGGUUCUAUGGUCUGUGUUAUGCAGAAGGUGAUUGUAGAUAAUCAUAAUAGUCCCUUCCAGCCUUAAAAUCUGUGAACAUCUGACUAUGGCUGACCAUCACUGGCUAAUUGAUGACAAACAAAGAGCCACCGAGCACCUUUUUAACAGCUGUUUCUGACCUCCUUCCUCCCCUCCGCCCCCUCCCACCCACAAUAAAGCAGAGCUGUCUUUCCUGGGUAAGCCUCAGACAAACUCUGCCCCACCUUAGUUGUGGUGCAGUCAUUCUCACAAGGUGCUAAAUAUCCCGGAGAGUUGUUUGAGCACCCCUAUGCCUUUAUGAGGUCAUUGCAGACUGCAGCUGCCAAGCCAGUCACAGGAGAGAGCCUGUACAUUUGAGUGUGUUCUAGGUUUCAAGUGGUAGUUUUUAAUGCAUAAUGAAAUUAAUAGUCUCUGUUAUUUUUAAACAAGUAUUCACAAAAUUCAUACAACAGAUCUUAAAAAACAAACAAAUUCAAAACAAAGUCAGCAUUUCCUGCCAUAGGAAACGACACUAAGCAAUAAAAGUUGCUAUAAUGAAUGAGAGACUCACUUAGUGAAGCUCUGCUAUGGGAGAGCCCCUUAGUGAAGAUAGUUUAGGGAUCUCCAGUUAUUUUUCCAGAUCGGUCCAUAGCUGAGGGCUAUAUUUUGUUUCUAUAGGGAUUUAUAGAUACCCUAAGAGUAUCUAUAGGGAUUUAUAAGACUAUGCCUUAUUUUUUGCUAUGGGCAGUA
This is a messenger RNA of Chelonia mydas (Green sea turtle), 5944 nucleotides long. It is a transcript of the gene ACSS3, whose product is annotated as acyl-CoA synthetase short chain family member 3. The record is from RefSeq and is a predicted model, not a curated record. Lineage: Eukaryota; Metazoa; Chordata; Testudines; Cheloniidae. The coding region runs from base 52 to 2472 and encodes 806 amino acids. The transcript has 16 exons.